GGGCAGGAGGCAGCGAUGGCAAAGGUGGUGGCAUGGGGGGUGCUGGUAGCUCUGGUCACCACGCCCCCCCUCACCAAGGCACUGGUCACUGAGGCCCUCUCCUCCCAGGCCCUCUCCUCCCAGCUCUUCAUCCUCCCUCUCACACAUCUCAAUUUUAGCUUCCCGUCCCCAGGGGUGUCAUACAUACCCAGCCUCGUGAACAAGCCAGACCUACCCAGCUGGCUCCACUACUCCUACUCUGCUGCUGUUGUGACCGGCUUUGUCUAUGGUGUAGCUCCUGAGGGCCUGCAAAACUUUCAGCUGGGGGUGGUGGCGAAAGACAAACACACGUACCAGACCGCUCACAGAGUCUUCAAGGUUGAUGUCCUCCAGGAGCCUCGGAAGCCAUUUGAGGUGCGCUUCAAGAUCAAGAACAUGAAUGUGGAGGAGCUGCUGGUGGGGCGUCGCUGGGACCUCCUCCACAAUGUCAUCAACAACGACCUUUGGAACAAGAGUGCCCAUGACCUCACUGUGACUUACCUGGCCUCAGCAACCCAGCAUGGUGACCGCCUUCCAGCCAGUCCAGACCAGAAGGAAGGGGUGUAUGUUAGCUAUGGAAGCUCGGUUCCCUUCUCACCGGCCCUGCUGGAGCUGGAGAAAGAAGUGGAGCCUCUCUGGGACCACCACCCAUGCCCCACCUACUUCAAGAAGACCUCCUAUGAACGCUUCUUCCGCCAGCAAGGUUUUGCCAUUGACUGGUGUAGCUUCAGACUGCACAACAACACCAAGGAGUCCGAGAGGAUGAGGCAGAACUUGAUGGCGAAGGAGGCCGAUCUCAAGUCCCCCGUCAUCUCGGCCUUGGAGAAUGAGGGGCGACUCCACCUGCUGAGGAGGGAUGAGGUUGAGAAGCGUUCCUACACCUUUGACGUGGUGCACACCAUCCUGGUCCCUCUGGUGGUGAUGCUGGCGCUGCUGGGGCUGCUCACCCUUGCCAUGUGUUGUCACCGCACCAACAUGGAUCAGCGCUCCAGCAACUUUUUCGACGAACUGUUUGAUGACUUUCCACGGCUUCCCAAGGGACAGGAAAUCCAGAUAGUGCAGUACGCCAGCUUCCACCGUGCCACCGAGGCUCUGAGGUUCCUGAAGGGGCGCGAACACUCCCCGCACCCCUCCACAGCCACCACCACCACCCAGGUCGACACACUUACCCGCUCCCGCACUGCCAGCCCCUCCUCCACUCUCCCCAGGAACUCCACUCUCGGGAGCCGCCGUUUUGAGGAUUACGCCACACUGAGCAGACCAGACCCUCCCCCCUACCAGCGCAAGGUUUGGAUGGUGUGAAAUUAGCUCUGUGAGACAUUUCAUUGUUGGCAUGACUCCAACCCGCUGAAGAGGACUGAGCCUGAUCCCUUCCUGCCACCUGCCCUGCUACCUGAGCUUCACACCUGAGCAGCAGAAGCCCCAGCAUGUGUUAGCCUAGGAACAGGUGCAUGUAGGUGGCAAAAUCAUACACUAACAGACUAACCCGGUAGUACAUGAACUAUACACUAAAAAACAGUAGCCAAAGCAAGACUAACACAUGCUAACGUAAACCAGUCACCAUACCAUUUUUUUUACAUGAGUCCAGUCAGAACAAAGUAGAUAUAGCAGUUUUUAAAUGUAGUUCCUUCCUUUCAAAUGCAAACAUGUUAUCGAAUAAUGUCUCCCAUAUCUUAAUUCUUAACAUUGCCUAAUUGACUUAUGAAUCUACAAUCUAUACAAAGAAUGCCAAUAGAGCUGAUUAGUUUUUUAUCUCAUGCUUUAUAAUAUAUUUCAAAAGGUGUCAUAUUAGUAAGGAAAGUGAGCACAAAGGCAGUAUUUGAAACCAUUAGAUUAUACCCAUAAUUUCUAGUCAUAGCUAUUGGUCUACAAAUUAUAUAUUAGCAAGCUCUAGUCAAAACCAUUUGCCCAUAUGAGGUUUUCUAUUUAUUAUGUAUUUUAUAAGAUGUCUUGUCCUUAUGUCUCCUGCUGAGGCAAGACUUAGAACAGCGCCAGUAUUGGAAAUGUGUUCAUGAUGAGAUUAUACAGUUAUUAUUUCUAGUCACAAACACUGAUUUAGAGAGAGAUUAAGUAGUUAGAAGCUCUAGUCAUAUCCUUUCUUCAAUGUUACUUAGUCGUAGCUUCUUGUCAAAUGAUGUUUAUGUUGUGUAAUAUGUAGUGUUGUGAAUAUGAUAUGUUGUUCUGCCAAUACUGUACUGAAGAGUAUAUCGGAAAAGUACAGGUGAGUUUUAGGACAUAUUUUUAUGUAAUGUUGUUGUUUCUUGUAUUUAUUUAUGUACUUGAUCUUGUCUCUCCAAUUUUUUUUUUUUUUUUUUUUUUUUUUUUUUUUUUUUUUAUUCUGUAUCAUUAGCACAAAUAUGUUCUCAAAAGCCUCUGUUAAUUUAAUCCGAACCAUCGCACAAAGCACUAAAAGCUUACCAUUUUAGUGAUUUAAAAAGCUCACUCAGACAGAAGCAAAAUUACCACAGUGCAAUAAAUGUAAUUAGUUUCAUAUAACUGUAUCAAUGGGCGAAGGAAGGGUUGCAUGUGUUUGUGGGAUGCCUUGAUUGUUUUGGUGUCAUCCACAGACUAAUUAACAGUAUUACCAACAUAUCAGCUGCAGGAAUGAUAAGGUUGGCAACUCUUGGUGUGUGAGCCUGAUGCACCUGUCUGUGUGUUGGUGCUUUCCCUCAGAGGUUGUGUAUACAUACGUAUUAAAGGGAGACAGGUUGA
Messenger RNA from Eriocheir sinensis (Chinese mitten crab), 2730 nucleotides. RefSeq names its product alpha-sarcoglycan-like (gene Scgalpha). Gene Ontology annotation, cellular component: membrane; sarcoglycan complex. Lineage: Eukaryota; Metazoa; Arthropoda; Malacostraca; Decapoda; Varunidae. Bases 16 to 1320 code for a protein of 434 amino acids. The transcript has 12 exons. Gene Ontology annotation, molecular function: calcium ion binding. The record is from RefSeq and is a predicted model, not a curated record.